Eimeria necatrix is the source of this 441-nucleotide messenger RNA. RefSeq lists its product as hypothetical. The coding region runs from base 1 to 441 and encodes 146 amino acids. The transcript has 3 exons. The record is from RefSeq and is a predicted model, not a curated record. Lineage: Eukaryota; Apicomplexa; Conoidasida; Eucoccidiorida; Eimeriidae.
AUGAAGGAGAAGAAGAAAGACAAAAAGGAAUUACUGUCGACGUCAGCGCGAGGUGUAUGUACACCUCAGCAGCAGACUUGGUUUUUCUCGACGCCCCCGGCCACGGCGACUUCGUCCCAAACCUCAUUGGCGUGCUGCUGCUGCGCUGCUGCUGCAGCUGUACGCUGCUGCUGCUGCUGCUGCUGCUGCUGCGAAUGGGUCCUUUGCUGCUGCUGCUGCUUUUGCUGCUUCUGGCGUUGCAUGGGUUGCGGGGUCCGCUGCAGCAGCAGCUUAUUUCUGCUGCAGAAGCUGCUUCUUGCUGCUGUGCGUGCGUUUGGUGCUGCUGCAGGCGGAAGCGAGCCGCAGCAACUGCUGCAGCAGCAGCAGCAGCAGCAGCAGCAGCUUUGCUGCUGUUGUCUCGGACGUGUGGCGCAGCGGGGACACACUGGUAAUGUCUUUUAA